UCCGGCGACGGCGGCGGCGGCGGCGGCGGCGGCAAGAGGACCGGGGUUGGGAGGCUGCGGGACGCGGGUAGGGCCACCGCGCGACGACCUCGGGUCCCAGAGAGGCUGCAGCGCAGCCGGGCAUCGGACUCGGUGCACCUCCCUGGUGCGCGCUUCUCCGCGCGCGGCCCCGAUGCUGGACAUGAGCGAGACCCGCGCCCAGCCGCCCUGCAGCCCAUCUGGCACUGCUAGCUCCAUGUCGCACGUGGAGGACUCAGACUCGGACGCGCCGCCGUCGCCUGCCGGUUCCGAGGGUCUGGGCCGUGCGGCGGGCGCGGGGGGCGGCGGCCGGGCCGACGCGGCCGAGGCGGCGGACGAGCGCUUCCCCGCCUGCAUCCGCGACGCCGUGUCGCAGGUGCUCAAGGGCUACGACUGGAGCCUGGUGCCCAUGCCGGUGCGAGGCGGCGGCGGCGGUGCGCUCAAGGCCAAGCCGCACGUGAAGCGGCCCAUGAACGCCUUCAUGGUGUGGGCGCAAGCAGCGCGCCGCAAGCUGGCGGAUCAGUACCCGCACCUGCACAACGCGGAACUCAGCAAGACGCUGGGCAAGCUGUGGCGCUUGCUGAGUGAGAGUGAGAAGCGCCCCUUCGUGGAGGAGGCAGAGAGGCUGCGGGUCCAGCACAAGAAGGACCACCCAGAUUACAAGUACCAGCCACGCCGGAGGAAGAGUGUGAAGACUGGCCAGAGCGACUCAGACUCAGGUGCCGAGCUGGGCCACCACCCGGGCGGUGCUGUCUACAAGACUGACGCCGGCCUCGGUGACGCACACCACCACGGUGACCACACAGGGCAGACCCAUGGGCCGCCCACCCCCCCCACCACCCCCAAGACUGACCUGCACCACGGGGGCAAGCAGGAGCUGAAGCUGGAAGGCCGCCGCCUGGUGGACAGCGGGCGCCAGAACAUCGACUUCAGCAACGUGGACAUCUCUGAGCUGAGCAGUGAGGUCAUCGGAAACAUGGACACCUUUGACGUCCACGAGUUCGACCAGUACCUGCCCCUCAACGGCCACUCGGCCUUGCCCACAGAGCCAGGCCAGCCCGCGGCCGCCAGCUCCUACGGAGGCACCACCUACUCGCACUCCGGGGCGGCUGGCAUCGGGGCGUCCCCUGUGUGGGCCCACAAGGGAGCCCCAUCGGCCUCUGCGUCGCCCACUGAGGCAGGGCCCCCGAGGCCGCACAUCAAGACGGAGCAGCUGAGCCCCGGCCACUACAGCGACCAGUCGCACGGCUCUCCGGGGCACACCGACUACGGCUCCUAUAGCGCUCAGGCCAGUGUCACCACGGCCGCCUCCGCCGCGGCCGCCAGCUCCUUCACCAGCUCACAGUGCGACUACACCGACCUGCAGGCCCCCAACUACUAUGGCCCAUACCCUGGCUACCCGUCCGGCCUCUACCAGUACCCCUACUUCCACUCGCCCCGCCGACCCUACGCCUCGCCCCUGCUCGGUGGCCUCUCCGUGCCGCCCGCCCACAGCCCCCCCAGUAACUGGGAGCAGCCCGUGUACACCACCCUGACCAGACCCUGAGGGUGCGGCCGCGUGGACGGGCUGCGGCCGAGGACAACCUUGAUCUCGGCAAAGAUAGAUAGACCUCCGAGGGCUUCCAGAAGGUGUGUGACGUGGGGAGGAGCCGCGACUCCGUCAAGUGCCUGCUGAGGUCCGCGGGAAGCCAGGCUUUGUAAACGAGUCCCCUCUGCUUCCAGACUUCCAAACUCCUGUCCAUGGACAAAGCCCUCCUUCCCUUCUUGCUCUCUUUUUGCGGGGACUGCGACUCUGACGGACAGUCACUGGGUCCCUCUUCCGAGCAGACGCCAGCGUCUGGGUUUUGCACCUCAGUGUCUGCAAAGCAGCAGCCACAGCACAAAGGACAAAAGGAGGGAAGAGGUGUGGGGUCUCCAGGCCGCCCGUGUUCCAAGGUCCUGGCCACCCUUGGCGCUGAGAACUCCCCGAGACCAAUGGAUGACGUUCCUGAGGCUGGUCAUCACCCGUCACCCACAGCCUGGCGGGGAUGUGUCCGCGGGAGCACCUCUUGGGACCAGCUCAUUAGACCUGAGGUGUUCCUUGUAGUUAGGGUUCUUCCGAGCAAGGUUUGGCUGUGAUUAACACUUCUCUCUUUUUAUUUUAUUUUUUUAAUUUUUAUUUUUGAAGCUUCAAUGUGUUUGAUUUGUUUUGAAAGCUGUUAAAAUGUAUUUAUGUUCUGUAUUAUUUUAUCUUUAAUUAAUGAAGUAAUCUGUGCAGAGAGCAGAAUUUAAGACAAAACGGAAGCCGCAGAGCUGAGGGUGAGGGCUGGGGGUGGGGGCAGAUGGGCUGGGGCCCUUGCUCCAGGCAUUUGCGAGCCUGGCUGUUUGGGAGGCAUCAGGCAGAGCCCCAGCUCCAGGGCCCCCAGAGGUGGCCGGAACCCCGAGGCAGGAGAAGGGAUUUGUCUUGUGGUGUCUCUGAUCAGGUUGAGGUGCCCCUGGCACCUGGCAUUAAGUCAAGGUUUAGAAGGCAGGGUGUCGCUGAAUCUCAUUCCUGCUCACAACCGUGCCAAGUGGUGGAGGCGGGAAUUUCCUGGGACGUGGUGGCUCCAGAAAUGCAUUAAUCUCGGCUCUUAGGAACCAGGCGCCACCUACAAGCUGUGAAACUAAAACCUUCUCCACUAAGCGCUUUUAGAUUCUUAGUUUUAGAAGAAUAAUACCUGAUUUCCCUGUCCUGCUUCUGCUGUGUGCUGAGCGAUGAUAACUGCCUACUUCAUGGAAAAUUGUGCCUUUAAAACUUUGUAAAUUUAAGUACAUCUGAGAUGUUGCUUCUUUUUACUUUUUCUACUUUUUCCUACCAUUUUCUAGAAAAAAAUUUUUUGUUUUGCAUAUCUCUUCCUGGGGGUGGGGGCAGGGAACUACAGCAAACUCAUUUUUAUGCAAUAUAUUUUUCGGUGUCAAGUUUGGACUUUCGCUGUCACUUACCUGCUGUGUUUCGCUACUUUCUGACCAAGCAACGCUAACUUUUGUACAGAUCAAUUUGAUAAAAUUAAAAAAUGCUUUUUAUCUA
Molecule: messenger RNA, 3064 nt
Organism: Globicephala melas (long-finned pilot whale)
Lineage: Eukaryota; Metazoa; Chordata; Mammalia; Artiodactyla; Delphinidae
Gene: SOX8
Product: SRY-box transcription factor 8
Biological process (GO): neural crest cell development; negative regulation of transcription by RNA polymerase II; morphogenesis of an epithelium
Cellular component (GO): nucleus
Molecular function (GO): DNA-binding transcription factor activity, RNA polymerase II-specific; RNA polymerase II cis-regulatory region sequence-specific DNA binding
Source: RefSeq, a predicted model, not a curated record